Mustela lutreola (European mink) is the source of this 7816-nucleotide messenger RNA. It is a transcript of the gene ESYT3, whose product is annotated as extended synaptotagmin 3. Bases 1140 to 3632 code for a protein of 830 amino acids. Lineage: Eukaryota; Metazoa; Chordata; Mammalia; Carnivora; Mustelidae. Gene Ontology annotation, molecular function: lipid binding. The transcript is spliced from 21 exons. Gene Ontology annotation, biological process: lipid transport. The record is from RefSeq and is a predicted model, not a curated record.
AGUGAUCUGGUUUUUGUCCAUUGGGGCCAGGCUUUCAAUGAAAUUACUUAAAGCUUAGAAUCAUUUCAGUACAUUUGUCAACUCCAAAAUCACAUUUCAGGAAUGGAUGUGCUCACUCAUGCGACCCGCCUAAAAUGUAUGCCCCUCCACAAGACGGUUUACUGUCUGAAUGUGGAGACUGAGACUCCCCUGCUCAGAUAAUUCAGAAAAGGAUUAGGUAGAAACUAUUGGCUUCACAACUGAUCCCCAAGCUCCCCAGGGCUUGCCCUUCAUCUCUCUUGUACCCACCUGUCACCUGCUGGGUCGGGCACCCCAGAGACUAGCAGGUUGGCCUGGCCACCCGGAAACGCCAGGUCUGAUGAUGCAGGGAAUUAAGAUCCAAACUGACACCCGACAGAGAAUGGAGAAUGCGGGACAGAGGUUGUUGCGGCGGACAAAAGGGACCCUGGGUCUGGCUAGGUUUUGCUGGGGGCCAGGUCUAAGCUUUAUGAGAUGCCAGAGGAGGGCAGCGAUGCCGGGCUCUAGGGGCCAGUUGGAGGGCUCAGUCAGGCCCACGCUUGGGUGGGGAGGCCCGGCGAGCCGGUCCGUGGAGGGCCUCGAACACCCAGCUAACAGCCCAUACUAGACUGCCUCUGGUAGACUGGGUGUAGGAAACAGGUUUUCUGUGAUGUUUAUCCAUGACAAGCCAUCUGUCCACACGCCUCGAUGAGUCAUACACCGCCUGCGGCGGCACCUAGUCCAACUAAGGCUCUACCGGGGCGCUGCGACCGGACCCUCCUCUGACCGCCGCGCGCGACGUCGCGGGUCUAAAGGCGCCUCUCAGAACCCAACAGCCGCCUCGCCCACGGCCUGACCCCGCCCCCUUCCCCGGGCCCGCCCGCCCCCUGGGGGGCGGAGACGUCGGAGCUGUGAGCAGAGCCGAGAGAAGAGCGCAGUGGCGCUCGGCGUCGGCACGCCCGGCCCUCCAGCGCAAGGACCUCUGAGAGCUGAGCGCGAAGGCUGCACAGGCGAGUUCCGCAGGGCUAGUGUAGCACGGUGCCCGGGUUCUCGCGUUUGGCCGAGCGAUGUGCCCGGGUGUCAGGGCGCGGGAACCUGGGCUCAGGUGAAGCUCUGGGAAAGGACAGCGAGGCGGCGACGAGAUGGAAGCGGAGGAGCCCUGCGCCCCCGGCGCUCCCGGUGACCGCGGUACCCAGAGAGACCAGCGCGCACCCAGCCCAGAGCCGCGCCUGUCUAGCCAGCUGCUACCGGAGCUGUACACCUUUGCGGCGCGAGUGCUUUUCUACCUGGCUCCCGUCUACCUAGCCGGCUACGUGGGGCUCAGCAUAACCUGGCUGCUGCUCGGCGCUCUGCUGUGGAUGUGGUGGCGCAGGAACCGCCGCGGGAAGCUUGGGCGUCUGGCGGCCGCCUUCGAAUUCCUGGACAACGAACGCCAGUUCAUUAGCCGCGAGCUGAGGGACCAGCACCUGCCGGCCUGGAUCCACUUCCCGGAUGUGGAGCGGGUCGAGUGGGCCAACAAGAUCAUCUCUCAGACCUGGCCCUACCUGAGCAUGAUCAUGGAAAACAAGUUCCGGGAGAAACUCGAGCCCAAGAUCCGGGAGAAGAGCAUCCACUUAAGAACCUUCACCUUCACCAAGCUCUACUUCGGACAAAAGUGCCCCCGGGUCAACGGCGUCAAGGCACACACUAACCAGUGCAACCGGAGACGGGUAGUCCUGGACCUGCAGAUAUGCUACAUCGGGGACUGUGAGAUCAGUGCAGAGCUGCAGAAGAUACAGGCUGGUGUGAAUGGGAUUCAGUUGCAGGGCACGCUGCGGGUCAUCUUGGAGCCCCUCCUGGUGGACAAGCCCUUCGUGGGAGCUGUGACCGUGUUCUUCCUUCAAAAGCCGCAUCUGCAGAUCAACUGGACAGGCCUGACCAACCUGCUGGAUGCACCAGGAAUCAAUGAGGUGUCAGACAGCCUGCUGGAGGAACUCAUUGCUGCCCACCUGGUGCUGCCCAAUCGUGUUACUGUGCCUGUGAAGAAGGGGCUGGACGUGACCAACCUGCUCUUCCCUCUGCCCUGUGGAGUGAUCAGAGUCCAUUUGCUGGAGGCCGAGAUGCUGGCUCAGAAGGACAGCUUCCUAGGGAUCCGAGGCAAGUCAGACCCCUACGCCAAGGUGAGCAUUGGCCUACAGCAUUUCCGGAGUAGGACCAUCUACAAGAACCUGAACCCCACCUGGAAUGAGGUAUUUGAGUUUAUAGUGUAUGAAGUCCCUGGGCAGGACCUGGAGGUAGACCUGUAUGAUGAAGAUCCCGACAGGGAUGACUUCCUGGGCAGCUUGCAGAUCUGCCUUGGGGAUGUCAUGACGAACAGAGUGGUGGAUGAGUGGUUUGUCCUGAACGACACAACCAGUGGGCGGCUGCACCUGCGGCUGGAGUGGCUUUCACUGAUUGCCAACCCAGAAGCUCUGAUUGAAGACCAAGGUGGCCUUUCAACUGCCAUCCUUGUGGUCUUCUUGGAGAGUGCCUGCAACCUGCCGAGAAACCCUUUUGACUACCUGAAUGGUGAAUAUCGAGCCAAAAAACUCUCCAGGUUCACCAAGAACAAAGUCAGCAGAGACCCUUCUUCCUAUGUCAAGCUAUCUGUAGGCAAGAAGACACACAUGAGCAAGACUUGUCCCCACAGCAAGGACCCAGUGUGGAGCCAGGUGUUUUCCUUCUUUGUGUCCAAUGUGGCAGCUGAGGAGCUGCAUCUGAAGGUUCUUGAUGAUGACCAAGAGUAUGCUCUGGGAGUGCUGGAGAUUCCCCUGUGCCAGAUUCUACCCUAUACAGACCUCACCCUUGAGCAGCGCUUUCAGUUGGACCACUCAGGCCUGGACAGCCUCAUCUCCAUGAGGCUGGUGCUUCGGUUCCUGCGUGUGGAAGAACGAGAGAUGGGGAGCCCAUACACAGGACCUGAAGCCUUAAAGAAAGGUCCUCUGUUCAUUAAGAAGGUGGACACCAACCAGGAAUCUAAAGCCCCAUCCCAGGGAGAAUGCCCUGCAAAUUUGUCAUGCCCCCCAGAUCCUGCUUCUGAUACCAAAGAAACCUCCAAGAGCUCCAUGUCAGCCACCAGUGCCACUAUUGUUACCACUGAGCCCAUGCCCCAAGAGACAGGCUCAGAGCCCAAAGGCAAGGACCAUGCCAAAGGGUUCUGUGAGUCCUUGGGGAAGAAGAAGAGUUCGGGCACCAUCUUCCUGACUGUCCCAGGCUCCCACUCUCCAGGGCCCAUCAAGUCACCCAGACCUCUGAAAUGCCCUGCCUCCCCACUCGCAUGGCCGCCCAAGAGGGUGGCUCCCAGCAUGUCCUCGCUCAACUCCUUGGCCUCCUCCUGCUUUGACCUGACAGAUAUCAGCUUCAACAUUGAAGGUGGGGAUCUCAGGCAGUGGAGGCUGGGUGAGAUUCAGCUCACUGUGCGUUAUGUGUGUCUGCGGCGCUGCCUCAGUGUGCUCAUCAAUGGCUGCAGAAACCUGACACCCUGUACCAGCAGUGGAGCUGAUCCCUAUGUCCGUGUCUACUUGUUACCAGAAAGGAGGUGGGCAAGUCGUAAGAAGACCUCAGUAAAACGGAAGACCCUGGAGCCCCUGUUUGAUGAGACGUCAAAGAAGAAAUAAAAAAUAUCUUCAGACAAAUGGAAAAUACAACUUGCCAAAUUUGUGGAAUGCAGCAAAAGAAGUUCUAAGAGGAAAGUUCAUAGUAAUAAAUGCCUACAUCAGUAAACAAUAAAAAUCUCAAACAACCUCCAUUUAUAUCUCAAGGAACUAUAAAGAAUGAAGAAAGCCCAAAUUUAGCAGAAGAAAGGAAAUAAAAAUCAGAACAGAAAUAAACUAUAGAAAUAGAGACCAAGGGCCGCCUGGGUGGCUCAGUUGGUUAAGCAGCUGCCUUCGGCUCAGGUCAUGAUCCCAACGUCCUGCGAUCGAGUCCCACAUCGGGGCCCUUGCUUGGCGGGGAGCCUGCUUCUCCCUCUGCCUCUACUGCCACUCCGCCUGCCUGUGCUCUCUCACUCGCUCUCUCUCUGGCAAAUAAAUAAAAUCUUAAAAAAAAAAAAAAAAAAAAGAAAAGAAAAAAGAAAUGGAGACCAAGAAAAUAGAAAAGAUUAAUGAAACUAAAAUUUGGUUCUCUGGAAAGAUAAAACUUUCUUUAGUUUUCCAUCAUUAAGACUCAUCAAGAAAAAACACAAAAUCAGAAAUGAGACAUAAUACCACAGGAGUCUAAAGGAUCAUGAGACCACUCUGAACAAAAUUAUAUGCUAACAAGUUUGACAAGCUAGAAGAAAUGGGUAAAUUCUCAGAAACAUACAACCAAGACUGAAUAAUGAAUAGAAAACCUGAACAGACCAAUUAGUAAUAAGGAGACUGAAUCAGUAAUCAAAAAUCUCCAAACAGAGGCACCUGGGUGGCUUAGUCGUUAAGUGUCUGCCUUCAGCUCAGAUCAUGAUCCCAGGGUCCUGAGAUCAAGCCCUGCAUCAGGCUCACCACUCCCAGGAAGGCUGCUUCUCACUCUCCCAUUCCCCCUGCUUGUGUUCCUUCUCUUGCUGUGUCUUUCUUUGUCAAAUAAAUAAAUAAAAUCUUUUAAAAAAUAAAAAUCUCCCAACAAACAAAAGUCCAGGACCCAGUGGCUUCACUGGUGAAUUCUACCAAACACUCAAACAAUACCAAUCCUUUUCAAAUUCUUCAAAAACAACAGCAGCAACAAAAAACAAAUAAAAAAACAGAAGAGAGAACACUUCCAAACUCAUUUCACAAGGCAUUAUCCUGAUAUCAAAACCAAACAAGGAUAUAAGAAAAAAUUACCCUCUAUGAACAUAGAUGCAAAAAUCUUCAACAAAAUAUUAGAAAGCUGAAUUCUAUAAUAAAAGGAUCAUACAUCAUGAUCAAGUGGGGAUCCUAGGAUGCAAGGAUGAUUCAGUAUCCAUCUGCAAGUCACUAUAAAACAUCAAAUUAACAAAUCAUAUGUUCAUCUCAAUGGAUGCAGAUAAAACAUCUGACAAAAUUCUACAUCCAUUUAUGAUAAAACUGUCAACAAACUGGGUAUAGGGGGAACAUAUGUCGACAUAAUAAAGGCCACAGGGGACAAGUCCACAAUUAACAUGAUAAUCUGGGGUGAAAACCUGAAAGCUUUUCCUCUAAGAUCAGAAACAAGACAAGGAUGCCUAUUCUUGCCAGCUUUUUAGUUUUGGAAGUCCUUGUCAGAGCAUAUAAGCAAGAAAAACAAAAGGCAUCCGGAUUGAAAAGGAAGAAGUAAAAGUAUCACUGUUCACAGAUAACAUGGCAUUAUAGAAAACCCUAAAGAUUCCACCAAAAAACCAUUAGAACUAAUCAACAAAUUCAGUAAAGCUGCAAGAUAUAAAAUAUAUAAAAAUCUGUUGUAUUCUAAACACUAAAAAUGAAUUAUCAGAGAAAUUAGAAUACAAUUCCAUUUAUAGUUGCAUCAAAAAGAAUACCUACAUAUAAAUUUAACCAAGGAGAUGAAAGAUCUGUACAUUGAAAGCUGUAAGACACUAGUGAAAAAACUGAAGACAACACAAAUAAAUGGAAGGAUAGUUACUGCUCAUAGAAUGGAAGAAUUAAUAUUAAAAUGUCCAUACUACCCAAAGCAAUCUACAGACUUAAUGUAAUCUCUUUCAAAAUUCCAAUGGCAUUUUUCACAGAACAAAUCCUAAAAUUGGUGUGGAACAACAAAAACCCCAAAGUAAUCUUGAGAAAAAAGCUCAAGGAAUUACACUACUUGAUAUAAAACUCUGUUAAAAAGCUAUAGCAAUCAAAGCAGUACGGUUUUGGCAUAAAAACAGACACAAAGAUCAAUGUAAGAAAACAGCUUAGAAAUAAACUGGCACAUACAUGGUCAAUUAAUUUUUGACAACAGUCAAUUAAUAUGACAACUUAUACAAUGGGGAAAGGACUGUUUCUUCAAUAAAUGGUGCUGGGAAAACUGAACAGUCACAUUUAAAUGAGUGAAUGAAACUGGACCACAAUCUAACAUUAUACACAAAAAAUAAACUCAAUAUGGAUUAAAGACUUGAAUGUAAGAUCAGACCAUAAAACCCCUAAAAGAAGAUAUAGACAAUAAGCUCCUUGACACUGAACUUGAUGAUUUUUUUAACUUUAACAAAAGCAAAAAUAAGUGAAACUACCUCAAACUAAAAAGUUUCUGCACAGGCAAAGAAAACUUAACAAAAUGAAGAAGCAUCCUACUGAAUGGGAGAAAAUAUCUGCAAACCAUUUAUCUGGUAAGGGGUUAAUAUUCAAAAUAUCCAAAGAACUUACACAAUUCAAAAGAAAAAAAAAAAUCUGAUUUAAAGACAGAGAACUGAACAGACAUGUUUCCAAAGAAGACAUACAGAUGGCCAAUAGACACAUGAAAAGGUGCUCAAUCUCACUAAUCAUCAGAGAAAUGCAAAUCAAAACCACAGUUAUCUAUCACCUCAUAUCUAUUAGAAUGACUAUUAUCAAGUGUUGGUGAAAAUGUGGAGACAGAGAACCUUGUGCACUGAUCAUGGGAAUGUAAAUUGGUACAGGCACUAUGGAAAACAGUGUGGAGAUGCAUCCAAAAAUUAAAAAUAGAACUACCAUAUGAUCCACUAAUUCCACUUCUGGAUAUUUAUCCAAAGAAAAUAAAAACACUAAUUCAAAAGCACAUACAUACUCCCAUGCUUGCUGUGACAGUAUUUACAACAGCCAAGACAUGGAAGCUGCUUAAGUGUCCACUGAUGGAUGAAUGGAUAAAGAAAAUGUGGCAUAUACACAGUGGAAUAUUAUUUGGCCAUAAAAAAUCUUGCCAUUUGCAGAAACACAGAUGGACCUUUAUGGUAUUAUACUAAGUGAAAUAAGUCAGACAGAAAAAAAUUUUUUACUGUAUGCUCUCACUUGUAUGUGGAAAUCUAAAAGAAACAAAAAACCCAUAAAAGAGCAAACAAAAGAUGCCAAGCUCCUGAAUAUAAAGAACAGAUUGGUAGUUGUUGUGUGGCAGGAGGGAGAAGAGGGGUAGAGAUAAGGGGGUCAGGUCAAAUGGAACAAAUUUCCAUUUAUAAAAUGAUGUAAUGAAAUAAUGUACAGCAUGGUGAUCCUAUUUAAUAAUAUAUUACAUAUUUGAAAGUAGCUAGGAGAGUGGAUCUUAAAAGUUCUCAUCACAAGAAAAAAAAUUUUUUAACUAUGUAUAGUGAUUGAUGUUGACUUACAGUGAUCAUUUUGCAAUAUAUACAAAUGUCAAGUCAUUGUUAAACACUUGAAACUAAUGUUCCCUUACCUCAAAAACAAAAAACCAAAAAAUUACCUAUAAGAAUUCCAGUGGCCUCUUAUGAGUUUAUGACAAAGCUUGUACCCUAAGAUUCCUCGGCCUUACUCCACAGGAAGAAAGGGGAAGGUCCACUGUUUUCUAUGAAGCUCCAAUACACCUGACUAUUCAGCAUCCUAGUCCUUAGCUGGUCAGAAAAACAAAAGAGAUAGGGGUUGAGAUGGUCCUAUGAGUAUGCACUGUUGAAGGGGCAGCUGAAGGAAAGGCAACCAGGGUAGGCUCAGAGAAAGAAACCCCAAAACAUAGUAGUUCAAACAGUCCAAGGCCUUCACAGAGAGGCAAGCAGCCUCUUGAUACUUCUAGAGCUUGUGAUUAGCAUAGGACAGUGAUUACCUGUAAUAAUGAUCCACUGAAUAUCUGCUAUGAGCCAACACUAUUCUAAAUGGUCCCCAGAAUAUAUUUUCUGUUUUGAAAGUAGGAAAAUGGAUCAAACACUUCAGAUUUUCAAAAUGAUUAAAAUAUGUAAAUCUAAAAAAGAAGAGUAAAUCUCACUUUGACUUUUUGC